CGGCGGCGGCGGUCUCGACAGCGGUAGUGGUUUCUCCUCCGCUUUUAGGUUCCUCCGCCCCCUCCCGUCGGACGCUGCCGGGUGCCAGCCUUGAAAAAGCCAACUUUAUUGUUCCUCAGCCCCACCUCCCGGCGCGGCGCGCGGCCUCAGGAUGCACUGAGGCUGAGCGGAGGGAGGCGGCGGCGGGUCGCGGUCCCUCUCCUCUGAGCGCCCGGCCGGAGGUGGGGGGAGUCACGAUGUCUGGGAGCCGCCAGGCCGGGUCGGGCUCCGCCGGGACCAGCCCUGGCUCCUCGGCGGCCUCCUCGGUGACUUCCGCCUCCUCGUCCUUGUCCUCUUCCCCGUCGCCCCCUUCCGCGGCGGCCGCGGCGGCGGCGUCCGGCGGGGCGGCCCAGGCCGCGGGCUCGGGCGGCCUCGGGGGCCCGGCGCGGCCUGUGCUGGUGGCGGCCGCCGUGUCCGGCAGCGGCGGCGGGGCGGUGUCCGCCGGCCAGUCUCGGCUCAGCUGCGCGGCCAGGCCCAGCGCCGGCGUAGGAGGGAGCAGCUCCAGCCUCGGCAGCGGCAGCAGGAAGCGACCUCUGCUUCCCCCGCUGUGCAACGGGCUCAUCAACUCCUACGAGGACAAAAGCAACGACUUCGUGUGCCCUAUCUGCUUUGAUAUGAUUGAGGAAGCAUACAUGACGAAAUGUGGCCACAGCUUUUGCUACAAGUGUAUUCAUCAGAGUUUGGAGGAUAAUAAUAGAUGUCCCAAGUGUAACUAUGUUGUGGAUAAUAUUGACCAUCUGUAUCCUAAUUUCUUGGUGAAUGAGCUCAUUCUCAAACAGAACCAAAGAUUUGAGGAAAAGAGGUUCAAAUUGGACCACUCAGUGAGUAGCACCAAUGGCCACAGGUGGCAAAUAUUUCAGGAUUUGUUGGGAACUGACCAAGAUAACCUUGAUUUGGCUAAUGUCAACCUCAUGUUGGAAUUACUAGUGCAGAAGAAGAAACAGCUGGAAGCAGAAUCACAUGCAGCCCAACUACAGAUCCUUAUGGAAUUCCUCAAGGUUGCAAGAAGAAAUAAGAGAGAGCAACUGGAACAGAUCCAGAAGGAGCUGAGUGUUUUGGAAGAGGAUAUUAAAAGAGUGGAAGAAAUGAGCGGCUUGUACUCUCCUGUCAGUGAGGAUAGCACAGUGCCUCAAUUUGAAGCUCCUUCUCCAUCACACAGUAGUAUUAUUGAUUCCACAGAAUUCAACCAACCUCCUGGUUUCAGUGGCAGUUCUCAGACAAAGAAACAGCCUUGGUAUAACAGCACGUUAGCAUCAAGAAGAAAACGGCUUACUGCUCAUUUUGAAGACUUGGAACAAUGUUACUUUUCUACAAGGAUGUCUCGUAUUUCAGAUGAUAGUCGAACUGCAAGCCAGUUGGAUGAAUUUCAGGAAUGCUUGUCUAAGUUUACCCGAUAUAAUUCAGUACGACCUUUGGCUACGUUGUCCUAUGCAAGUGAUCUCUAUAAUGGUUCCAGCAUAGUCUCUAGUAUUGAAUUUGACCGGGAUUGUGACUAUUUUGCAAUUGCUGGAGUUACAAAGAAGAUUAAGGUCUAUGAAUAUGGCACAGUCAUUCAAGAUGCCGUGGAUAUUCACUACCCUGAAAAUGAAAUGACCUGCAAUUCCAAAAUCAGCUGUAUCAGUUGGAGUAGUUACCAUAAGAAUCUGUUAGCCAGCAGUGAUUAUGAAGGCACUGUCAUCCUAUGGGAUGGAUUCACAGGACAGAGGUCAAAGGUCUAUCAGGAACAUGAGAAAAGGUGUUGGAGUGUUGACUUUAAUUUGAUGGAUCCUAAACUCUUGGCUUCAGGUUCUGAUGAUGCAAAAGUGAAGCUAUGGUCUACCAACCUAGACAACUCAGUGGCAAGCAUUGAGGCGAAGGCUAACGUGUGCUGUGUUAAAUUCAGCCCCUCUUCUAGAUACCAUUUGGCUUUCGGCUGUGCAGAUCACUGUGUCCACUACUAUGAUCUUCGUAACACUAAACAGCCAAUCAUGGUAUUCAAAGGACACCGAAAAGCAGUGUCUUAUGCAAAGUUUGUGAGUGGUGAGGAAAUUGUCUCUGCCUCAACAGACAGCCAACUAAAACUGUGGAAUGUAGGGAAACCAUACUGUCUACGUUCCUUCAAGGGUCACAUCAAUGAAAAAAACUUCGUAGGCCUCGCUUCCAAUGGCGACUAUAUAGCUUGUGGAAGCGAGAACAACUCUCUUUACCUGUACUAUAAAGGACUUUCUAAGACUUUGCUAACUUUUAAGUUUGAUACGGUCAAAAGUGUUCUGGAUAAAGACCGAAAAGAAGAUGAUACCAAUGAAUUUGUUAGUGCUGUGUGCUGGAGGGCAUUGCCAGAUGGGGAGUCCAAUGUGCUGAUUGCUGCUAACAGUCAGGGUACAAUUAAGGUGCUGGAGUUGGUAUGAAGGGUUUACUCAAGUUAAAUUGUAUUUGAUCCUGCUGAAAUACAUCUGCAGCUGACAAUGAAAGAAGACAGAAACUGCCAUGUGAUGUCUCUCCCCAAAGUCAUCAUGGGUUUUGGAUUUGUUCUGAAUAUUUUUUCUUUUCCUAUUUUUUUCUCCUUCAUGCCAUUUGGGACAUUGGGAAUACCCAGUGAACUCUCCACCAUCAAUGUAACUCUAUGGACUUUGCUGCUGUUGGUGGUGUGGUUAUCUAAUUUUUGUGAUAGGGAAACAAAUUCUUUUGAAUAAAAAUAAAUAACAAAAAAUAAUAAAAGUUUAUUGAGCCACAGUUGAGCUGGGAAAGUCUUUGUCAAAGACGGGAAGAGAUCAUCUUUUCAAGUAACACACAUGAAGUAUAGAAUAAUGUACCAGUGAAUAAUUUGUAAGGUCCAUAUUUCUCAGCCUUUCAGGAAUUCUGCAUAUCAACAUAAAUGGAAAGUAUAUGGAUUCUUUCCAGUGAAUUUAAUGUGUGUAGUAGGUGGGAAGAUUAAUAACUUUACCUUAUGAAUUCCUUUCCUUGUUCUCUGACCGGAUUUAUAUCAUCAGCUAGUACCACACUUCAGUCUCUCUAGAUCUGGCCAAGAAUCUAAAUUUUGACCGGUUGAGACUACAUUCAGAUAGAAAGGGAAUGGGGUAUCUGGCAGGCUCAGUCAGUAGAGCAUGUGACUCUUGAUCUCGGGGUCUUGAGUUUGAGUUCCACACUGGGUGCAGAGAUUACUUAAGUAAAUAAAUUAAUUAAAAAAAAAAACAGAAAGGAGGUGUCGGUCUAUGGCAGCUACUUCUGUCUUUGCCUUUGAAAUGUUACCUAUACAUACCAUCAGCCCUAAAUGCAGAAAAACCAACUUAAUUGUAAAAUCAUAGCUAUCAGAUAGUCAUAGUCUUAGGUGUUAGUGCCAUCCUUGACUGAGCAGUGACUUUGAGCAGGGGGUCAACAAACUUACUGUAAAGGGGGCCAGGUAGGAAAUAUUUUAGGCUUUGCAGAUCACAUCGUCUCCGUCAUAAUCGCGCAGCUCUGCCAUUGUAGCAGGAAAGCAGCCACAGACCUAGCAGGGAAAGAAUUUGAAGCCCUAUUACCCAAAUUUCCAAACCAUAGAAUAUCUGAGACCAUCUAGUUAAUUUCAUGCUGUUUUCAAUUUGUAAAAAGGAAGAAGUUAGUAGUUUGAAUAGCAGGUCAAGCAAAAGUAAUGUGAAGUUUUCUGUUUGAGCUACUUUAAAAGUGUGAACAAUUUUUAGAAAAAGAUAUAAACAGAAUUCAUACCCCACACAAAGUGUAUAAAAAUAGACACUUGGAGAAGCUUCAUAUGAAUAAAUAUAUGAAUGAUAAGGGUAAUCAGAGUAUCUCACUGUAUCUUUGUACUCAAAAUUGUUGGGUCCACAUUUCAUUAUUUUGAAUCCUUCCAGUCAAAUGCAUUGUGGAAGUUAGAACUUUUUGAAUUUUAGAAAAGUCAAUAGUCUACCUAUACUAUAUAUUACAUGACACUAUCCAACAAAGUCUGGAGCAAUACUCUAUUAUCAAACACAUUAAUAUUUCUGUAGCAAAAUGUAUGAAUGUUCACAUUAUAUGAGAUUAAUUGACACUAAAAAUAGUCUUAUGUCUAUUCAGUACAGUUUCUACCACCAAAUAAGUUUGCCUCAAACUUAGGUGAAAAUUUUCAGUUUUCAGAACUUCAAGACAAUUAUAUCUUACUAAUUUGGGGGAAUUAAGCACCUGAUAAGCUUUUGGACUCCAUUUUGAGAGCAAAGGUCACUAUCAUUGAAAAAUUAACACCUGUCAACCAGAACAACGUUAGGCAACCUUUCUAAGAUUAAUGAAUGAUCUUUUGCAAAGAUGUAGAAAGAAUAUUCAAAGGUAGAUUCUUCACUUAAAGAUAUGUCCAGAAAAUCAGAUUGGGAAGCAAAGAAUUAAUGCCCCUUUGAAUGCAUUUAAAUAAAAGAUUAUGGUUUUUAA
Molecule: messenger RNA, 4410 nt
Organism: Leopardus geoffroyi (Geoffroy's cat)
Lineage: Eukaryota; Metazoa; Chordata; Mammalia; Carnivora; Felidae
Gene: COP1
Product: COP1 E3 ubiquitin ligase
Exons: 20
Coding region: 237-2426 (729 amino acids)
Biological process (GO): proteasome-mediated ubiquitin-dependent protein catabolic process
Molecular function (GO): protein binding; ubiquitin protein ligase activity
Source: RefSeq, a predicted model, not a curated record